Molecule: messenger RNA, 556 nt
Organism: Carassius auratus (goldfish)
Lineage: Eukaryota; Metazoa; Chordata; Actinopteri; Cypriniformes; Cyprinidae
Gene: med9
Product: mediator complex subunit 9
Exons: 2
Coding region: 41-337 (98 amino acids)
Biological process (GO): regulation of transcription by RNA polymerase II
Cellular component (GO): mediator complex
Molecular function (GO): transcription coregulator activity
Source: RefSeq, a predicted model, not a curated record
CGGACGCGCGCUGAUGACGUAAAAAACCCUCUAUGUAAACAUGGCGGCUGCUGAACCGGUGGCAGACGAGGCUGAAGAUUAUUCCUUUUUACCUAUUAUACACGACAUAAUAAAAUGCAUGGACAAAGACAGUCCAGACGUCCUCCAGGAGCUGAACAAGCUGAAGACGAGGCUCCAGGAGGCCCGGGAGCAGAUCUCAGGCACGCCGGGGAUCGAGCUGAGUCCCGCGCUUCAGGAGAGCAGACUGCGCGCGCUCCGAGAACAGGUCCGCACCAAGAACCAGCUGCUGCACAAAUACAAGAGUCUGUGCAUGUUCGACAUCCCCAAGCCCUCCUGAGACCCCGUGCAGAGAGACACACCCUGCUGAGACCCCCUGCAGAGACACCCUGUCCGAGCUGAACCCACCGCUCACUGACCACACACUCAUAUGAGCUCUACUUUUCAUCAUUUCUCUGUAGUGUUGGUUGGAUUAUGUAUGCUUGAAGUGGAUUCUGUAUGCUUUACACGUGUCCUAGUUUGUGCAUUAAAUUAAAUAACUUCUUUUCUUACUUCUCAA